Molecule: messenger RNA, 2295 nt
Organism: Dipodomys ordii (Ord's kangaroo rat)
Lineage: Eukaryota; Metazoa; Chordata; Mammalia; Rodentia; Heteromyidae
Gene: Ints9
Product: integrator complex subunit 9
Exons: 17
Coding region: 295-2268 (657 amino acids)
Biological process (GO): snRNA processing
Cellular component (GO): integrator complex
Source: RefSeq, a predicted model, not a curated record
AAGGGGAACGAGAUAUCAGUUGGGGUGGAGAGAGGAUGAAUUGGCGGCGGGGAUGAAUUUAAGUUGACGGAAGGAGGUGUUUUGAGAGGAAAAGGGAGGAAAGGAAAGGCGACCACAGUUCCCAGAGUGCUCGGGAAGUACUACAUUUCCCAAGAUGCCCCUAAAGGGGGCGUUAGGAGGGAAAAAGACUGCAAAUCCCGCGAUGCACUCCGCGGCCGGCGACGGAGAACGAACCGGAAGGCGCUCCCUAGGUUUGGGGAGUUGGACGGCUGACACAACAACCGAAAGUCCAGUAUGAAACUGUACUGCCUGUCAGGACACCCAACUUUGCCAUGCAAUGUGCUCAAAUUCAAAUCAACCACCAUUAUGCUGGAUUGUGGACUGGAUGUGACUUCUACCCUCAACUUCCUUCCUUUGCCCCUUGUUCAAAGUCCCAGGCUGUCUAAUCUCCCUGGCUGGUCCCUGAAGGAUGGAAAUGCUUUCUUGGACAAGGAGCUAAAGGAGUGCUCAGGUCACGUAUUUGUGGAUUCUGUGCCUGAAUUCUGUUUGCCUGAGACGGAGCUAAUAGACCUGUCUACAGUAGAUGUGAUUCUCAUCUCUAACUAUCACUGCAUGAUGGCGCUGCCCUACAUCACUGAGCACACAGGAUUCACGGGCACCGUCUAUGCCACCGAACCCACGGUCCAGAUCGGCAGGCUUCUCAUGGAAGAGCUGGUGAAUUUCAUUGAAAGAGUGCCAAAGGCUCAGUCUGCCUCCUUGUGGAAGAAUAAAGGAAUACAGCGACUGCUGCCUUCCCCGCUCAAGGAUGCAGUGGGAGUGUCAACCUGGAGAGGGUGCUAUACAAUGCAAGAGGUGAACUCUGCCCUGAGUAAAAUCCAGCUGGUGGGCUAUUCUCAGAAAAUUGAGCUUUUUGGUGCUGUCCAGGUGACUCCCCUGAGCUCGGGCUAUGCUCUUGGAAGCUCCAACUGGAUCAUUCAGUCCCAUUAUGAGAAGGUUUCUUACGUCUCCGGGUCCUCUUUGCUCACCACACAUCCGCAGCCCAUGGACCAAGCAUCUCUCAAAAACAGCGAUGUUCUUAUUCUGACAGGACUCACUCAGAUCCCCACGGCAAACCCAGAUGGCAUGGUGGGGGAGUUCUGCAGCAACCUAGCUUUAACAGUCCGCAAUGGAGGAAAUGUGUUGGUCCCCUGCUAUCCUUCUGGAGUGAUCUACGACCUCCUGGAGUGCCUGUACCAGUACAUCGACUCCGCUGGCCUCUCCAGUGUCCCCUUCUACUUUAUCUCUCCCGUGGCCAACAGUUCACUUGAGUUCUCCCAGAUUUUUGCUGAGUGGCUUUGUCACAACAAACAAAGUAAGGUGUAUCUCCCAGAACCACCUUUUCCUCAUGCGGAGCUCAUUCAGACCAAUAAGCUGAAGCAUUACCCCAGCAUCCACGGAGACUUCAGCAAUGACUUCCGACAGCCAUGUGUGGUAUUCACUGGGCAUCCUUCUCUCCGAUUCGGGGACGUGGUCCACUUCAUGGAGCUCUGGGGAAAAUCUAGUCUCAACACUGUCAUAUUUACAGAACCAGACUUCUCCUACUUGGAAGCACUGGCUCCUUACCAGCCCUUGGCCAUGAAGUGCAUCUACUGCCCCAUUGACACACGGCUGAAUUUCAUCCAGGUGUCCAAGCUCCUGAAAGAAGCGCAGCCCCUGCACGUGGUCUGUCCUGAGCAGUACACCCAGCCACCCCCCACCCAGUCCCACAGGAUGGACCUCAUGAUCGACUGCCAGCCCCCAGCCAUGUCUUACCGGCGAGCGGAGGUCCUUGCUCUGCCCUUCAAACGUCGCUAUGAGAAGAUUGAAAUCAUGCCCGAGCUUGCAGAUUCCCUGGUGCCCAUGGAGAUCAAGCCUGGCAUCUCCCUGGCAACCGUCUCAGCUGUGCUGCACACUAAAGAUAACAAGCACGUGCUUCAGCCCCCGCCCAGGCCGGCCCAGCCCCCUGGUAAGAAGAGAAAACGGGUGAGUGAGGACAUCCCUGACUGCAAAGUGCUGAAGCCCCUGCUGAGCGGCUCCAUCCCUGUGGAGCAGUUUGUGCAGACCCUGGAGAAGCAUGGCUUCAGUGACAUUAAGGUGGAAGACACAGCCAAGGGCCACAUCGUCCUGCUCCAGGAAGCUGAGACGCUCAUCCAGAUUGAAGAAGACUCCACGCACAUCAUCUGUGACAACGAUGAGAUGCUGAGGGUCCGACUGCGGGACCUCGUCCUCAAGUUCCUGCAGAAGUUCUGAGUGGCCAUCCGCAGCUGCGUGUCUGCA